Scomber japonicus (chub mackerel) is the source of this 4022-nucleotide messenger RNA. RefSeq names its product NACHT, LRR and PYD domains-containing protein 3-like. The record is from RefSeq and is a predicted model, not a curated record. The transcript has 14 exons. Bases 133 to 3966 code for a protein of 1277 amino acids. Gene Ontology annotation, molecular function: protein binding. NCBI's taxonomy places the organism in Eukaryota, Metazoa, Chordata, Actinopteri, Scombriformes, Scombridae.
CUUUCGUUGUCAGGACUUGCAGAUUUGAAGACGCUGAGAAAAACUACCAAAGAAUGAUUACAACAACCUUGCUGCAAUGAAGUAGGUGACUGUGUUGUGGUAAAAACACGGACACAAAUCCAUUGUUCUACGAUGGAUCUGUGUGCAGAGACAGAGGAUGACGUCCCUCCUUUUAAAUUAUCUGAGCAACAUGACAGCCACAACAAAGCUGAGAGCUCAUUCCAGCAGGAGAAACCAGACUCCCCUGGACCCAGCUGUGUAUCAAUGAAAGACAACAGCUCCAUUGCUGAACCCCUUGCCUUUGAAGACAGAGAUCUCUCUAUGGAGCAUGGGUUCAGUCUCGUUCAGCAGGAGAGACCGGACUUAGUCAAACCCCAUUGUGUGUCAAUAAAGGACAACAGCUCCAUUGCUGCACCCCUUGCCUUUAAAGACAGUGAUCUCUCUAUAGAGCAGAGUAUCUUUCCUCAGAAUGUACCGGACUCUUCUGUACCCAGCUGUGUGUCUAUUAAAAGCUCCCACUCUAUGAUGCUACCUCGAAGCUUCAAUCAUGGGCACCUCUGUAUUGAACAAGGAGACCACCAGGAGGGGCCAGAGGUUGCCACUGCUCAAUCUGACAAGGAGCACGAUGAAGCAGAUCUGGCCUCCGUGUUUAAAGUUCUAGAAGACAACAUAGUCACUUUUGUGAGGACUGAGCUGAAGAAAUUCCAGAGAGUUCUAAAUCCAGAUUACACAAAAUCGUUAGAGGAACAGAAAAAGGAUGGGGAUGUGGUCAAUGGUGAGGAGGAGGAACAGAGAAAAAGCAGCAGCGAAGCCCUUCUGAAGAUCACAUUGUACAUUUUGAGGGGAAUGAAGCAGGGGGAACUGGCUGACAUCCUGCAGAGCAGAUCUGCUGGAGUGUGCCAAAAUAAGCUCAAAGGUAACCUAAAAAGGAGGUUUGACUGUUUGUUUGAAGGAACUGCUAAAGCAGGAAACCCCACACCUCUGAAUAAGAUCUACACAGAGCUCUACAUCACAGAGGGAGGAAGUGGGGAAGUCAACGAUGAACACGAGAUCAGACAGAUUGAAGCAGCAUUCAGGAAAUCAUCAAGGCCAGAAACUAUGAUCAAAUGUGAAGACAUCUUCCAACCCUUACCUGGCAGAGAUCAUCAACCAGUCAGAACGGUGAUGACAAAGGGAGUGGCUGGCAUUGGGAAAACAGUCUUAACACAUAAGUUCACCCUGGACUGGGCUGAAGACAAAGCCAACUGCGACAUACAGUUCAUGUUUCCAUUCACUUUCAGAGCGCUGAAUCUGCUCAGUGGAAAAAGGUGCAGCUUGGUGGAACUUCUUCAUGCUUUCUUUACUGAAACCAAAGACGCAGAAAUCUGCCACUUUGACAAGUUCAAGGUGGUGUUCAUCUUUGACGGUUUGGAUGAAUGUCAGCUUCCUCUUAACUUCCACCAGAAUGAGAUUGUGACUGAUGUUACAAAGCCGACCACAGUAGAUGUCCUACUGACCAACCUCAUCACUGGGAAACUGCUUCCUUCUGCUCACGUCUGGAUAACGACACGACCUGCAGCAGCCAAUCAGAUCCCUCCAGAGUGUGUUGACAUGGUGACAGAGGUGAGAGGGUUCACGGACACCCAAAAGAAAGAGUACUUCAGGAAGAGAUUCACUGAGGAGGAGCAGGCCAGCAGCAUCAUCUCCCACAUCAAGGCAUCACGAAGCCUUCACAUCAUGUGCCACAUCCCAGUUUUCUGCUGGAUCACCGCUUCAGUUCUGAAGGUUUUAAUGGGAUCACAAGCCAUUAAAGGGUUGCCAAAGACCCUGACAGAGAUGUACAUCCACUUCCUGGUGGUUCAAUGCAAAGUUGGGAAUGUCAAGUAUCGAGGAGGAGCUGAGACGGAUCCACUGUGGAACACAGAGACCUGCAACAUCAUCAUGUCUCUUGGAAAACUGGCUUUUGAACACCUGCAGAAAGGCAACUUGAUCUUCUAUGAGUCAGACCUGAUAGCAUGUGGCAUUGAUAUCAGAGCAGCCUCAGUGAACUCAGGAGUGUUCACACAGAUCUUUAAAGAGGAGUGUGGGCUGUACCAAGGCAAGGUGUUCUGCUUUGUCCAUCUGACCUUCCAGGAGUUUCUGGCUGCUCUUUAUGUUGUUCUGACUUUCGCCAACACUGGUGUCAAUCUAUUGUCAGAACCGGAGUCAACAUCCCGCUGGGCUUCACUGAAGAGGGACAAAUCUAAAGUAAAUCCCCUCUUCCAAAGUGCUGUGGACAAGGCCUUACAGAGUCCAAAUGGAAACCUGGAUUUAUUUCUCCGCUUCCUCCUGGGUCUCUCACUGAAGACCAAUCGGACCCUUUUACAAGGACUGCUAAAACCACCAGGAGACAGCUUAGAGAACUAUCAGGAAACAGUCAAAUACAUCAAGAGGAAAAUCAGGAAAAAUCCCUCUCCAGAGAGAUGCAUCAACCUCUUUCACUGUCUGAAUGAGCUGAAUGAUAAUUCUCUUGUGGAGGAGAUCCAACAGUACUUGAGUUCAGGAAGUCUCUCCACAGACAAACUGUCUCCUGCUCAGUGGUCAGCUCUGGCCUUCAUCUUACUGUCAUCAGAAAAAGAUCUGGACGUGUUUGACUUGAGUAGAUACUCUGCUUCAGAGGAAGGUCUCCUGAGGCUGCUGCCAGUGGUCAAAGCCUCGAGAAUAUCUCGGUUGAGUGACUGCAAGUUGUCAGAGAGAAGCUGUAAAGCCCUGGCCUGUGUUCUUAUGUCCAAGUCAACUCGUCUGAGAGAACUGGACCUCAGUAACAAUGACCUGCAGGAUUAUGGGGUUAAGCUGCUGUCUUUCGGACUGGGGAGUCCGCAGUGUAGACUGGAAACUCUAGGGUUACGUGGCUGUAACUUGUCAGAGACAAGCUGUGAAACUCUGGCCUCAGUUCUCAGCUCCCAGUCCUCCCACCUGCGAAAGCUGGAUCUAAGUGACAAUGACCUGCAGGACUCUGGAAUGAAGCAGCUAUCUGCAGGACUAGAGAGUCCUCAGUGUGGACUGGAAAAUCUCAGACUGGACCAUUGCAACCUCUCAGGGCUUUCUUGUGAAGCUCUGGCCUCGGUUCUCAGAUCGCUGUCCUCCAGGCUGAGAGAACUGAACCUGAGUAACAACGACCUGAAGGAUUUCGGAGUAAUGUGGCUCUGUGUUGGAUUGGCAAGUCCACAUUGUAGACUGGAAACUCUCAGGUUAUCAGGCUGUCAGGUCACACAGGAAGGCUGUGCUUCUCUGGCCUCAGCUCUGAGCUCCAACCCCUCCCAUCUGCGAGAGCUGGACCUGAGCUACAAUCAUCCUGGAGACACUGGGGUGAGCCUGCUCUCUGCUGGUCUGAAGAAUCCACAGUGGAGACUGGACACUCUCAGUGUUGAUCAUGCUGGAGAAUUCAGGAUAUUGCCUGGGCCAAAGAAAUAUGCCUGUGAACUCACACUGGACCCUAACACAGCAAACAAGAUGUUUCUUCUGUCACAAGACCACAAAAAGGUGACACUGGCAGAACAGAGGGAGCCUUAUCCUGAUCACCCAGAGAGGUUUGAAUACAGAGAACAGGUUCUGUGUACAAAUGGCCUGACAGGGCGCUCUUACUGGGAGGUAGAGUUGAAAGGACCAGCUUAUGUUGGAGUGACAUACAGAGGAAUCUGCAGGCAAGGACGGAAGGAUGGUUCUCUGCUUGGUUGGAAUGACAAGUCUUGGUGUUUAGAGAACUACAAGAACAAUGUGUGGCACAAUGGGAAGGCCACAGUCACGUCUACAGCUUCCUCCUACUGUGGUUCUAACAGAGUGGCAGUAUAUCUGGACUGGCCUGCUGGCACUCUGUCCUUCUACAAAGUCUCCUUUGACACACUGAUUCACCUCCACACCUUCCAUUCCACUUUCACCGAACCCCUUUACCCUGCAUUCAGGGUUAUCGGCACUGGAUCUUUUGCAUUAUUGUGCUCUCCUCAGUGACUAGAAACUCCUGCUACGGAAAUAAGUUGUACAUAUUGAAAAAUGAAAUGGAUGAG